AUGUCAACCUUGACAAGCAAAGACAUACACACAGUUUCUCAAUAUUUAAAAACACCAAAAGACUUUAUUAAUAUAAUGUGUGUUUGCAAAAACUUCCGUCAAACUUGUUUAACAUUCAAAUACAAUCCAAUUCCUCUUGAUAAAUUAACAUUCCAAAUAUUUUCGAAUAUCGAAACCCUAAAUUUUUGGAAUGAAAAGGAUUUUUCGAAAUUUUUAUUACAAAAAGAAAAACCAAUGUUGUUUAAAAAUUUUAACCUUCUUUUUAAAACGUCAUACAUCAGAUUCGUUUUAGAAAACAACAACUUUGUUACUCAUCCUACAGUGACAUAUUCAAAAAAGGAUCGAGAGAAGUAUGGACUCAUUAUUCCACAAGUUGUUAAAUCACUCAGUCAUAAUUGCUUUAAAGAUACAAACGUAACUAAAGUUGUUUUGCCUCAACGUAUUGAACGACUUGGCGAUUUUUGUUUUUUCAAUUGUCAAAUUCUAAGCGAAAUUGUCUUCAACGAAAAAUUGACUUCGAUUGGCAAUUCGUGUUUUUCCAACGCACAAAUAUUGGAAAACGCACAUUUGCCAACAACGAUAAAAUUUGUUGGAGAACGGUGUUUUGAAAAUUGUUAUUCAUUGAAGAGAGCAUGGGUACCCCCUCAUGUUUUUGCACUUAAAAAUCACUUCUUUUUUGGGUGUGUAAAAUUGACCAAAUUGGUACUCCCCAAAAGUGUUUCUGUGUUUGGAGAAAGUUGUUUUGAGAAGUGUGUAAGUCUCCAAAGAAUAGUAAUUCCACCAAAGAUCAAAACAAUACCAAAAAAUUGUUUUAAAAAUUGCACGUCACUUACCUUCGUAUAUAUACCACAAAAAGUUUUGUCAAUAGAAGAAAAUGCAUUUAAGGAUUGUGUACAUUUAAAAGUUGUUGUAAUUGACGCUGAAAACUUGAAAAUAGCAACAAGUGGUUUUGAAGGGUGUGAAAAGGCUGAUUACUAUGUUGAAGAAAACGAAUGUCAAACAAUGAUAGAACUCGAAAAUCUCAACUUUACAAUUUUUUCCAAUUUUAAAGAUAUAAAAAUCCAACUUAUUCAAAAAAUUGAAAAAUGCCGAAUUUUUUCCGACUUUCAAAGCAAACAUGAAAAAAUCGAAAAAAUUGAAAAUUUACAAAAUUUACAAAAUUUGGAAAAUUUGGAAAAGUCGAAAUUUGACGAUUUAUUUGAAAUUGAACGAAGCGAUAGAAAUAUAGAAAGUCCUUCAUUGAUUGAAGAAGACAUCGAUGAUAAUGCAAUGGAACUUUUUUCAAAACUUGUAACACCACCAAAUACGAAAACUAAAAAUCAAAGAAUACAAAGAUCUUAUCAAACAACACAAAAAACUACAAAUCAACAAGUUGAUAACUUUGUAAAUUAUAACUCUUUAACUGCACAACUCUUAAUAAACUUUAAAAGGUCUACCGAAUUGAAAAAAGAUGAGAAAGUCAUAUUAGAAAGUCAAGAACAAAAAUCAGAUGAUUUAAGAGUUAAAGAAAUUAAAAAUGUGUUUCAAAAUGAUAAUAAUGGAAGCAAAGUUGAACAACCCAAUUUAUUGGAAAGAUUAAAUUUAAUAGAAAGUGGACAACAAAAAGAUUUAUUAAAUGCAUCCAAAGACAAAACUCGAGAUAGUUCCAGUAAAAAUAUAUUAGUUGAUAAAAUUUUAGCAUUAAAAAUUAACCAAUGGUAUGCAAAUCAAACAAAAAUACAAAGCAAAGAUAAUACAAUUCAUAACACACAAAUUAUUAACGUCGAUGAAAAUUGUUGUGUCCAACACCAAAAUGGAUUUGAAACUAAACAAUUAGACUUUCAAAAUCAAGUAGAUUCGGUCGACUGUUCUGAGAAAAACUCUUAUAACGAAAAGGAUAAACAAGUUGAAUACAAAGAAAUAGAAAAUACAAAUGAACAAAAAAAAUUGAGACAAAAAGAAAUUGAAAUACAAAAACUAAAUGAAGUUCCCAUUAAAGUUCCUUCUCGGAGAAUUGUUCGUAGUGACUCAUUUCAACAACGUUCACAAAUAUUGGAAGAUUCAAAAGAUGAUAAAGACUGUAUUUGCAUUAGUAAAUACAACAAUAACAAGAGUUUAGUAUCACCUUUUCUUUCGCCGUCAGUGGAAAAAACGACACACCCUGUUAUACAAAGUUGUUCAAAGAAGAAUCAGUUCACACGUAAAACUCUUGCCGAUAUAAAAAAUGAGUUAUGGAAAAGUGUAGACAGCCAAAUUAUGGACAAACUUUCUUUGCAAAACAAAUUUGGAAAAAGAGCAUUUUACAACGAUUUGUCGAUUAGUAGUGUCAUAUUAAGAAAGUGCGUUGCUGAGAUUGGAGAGUACUGUUUUGGGUGUUGCAGCAACUUAACACGUGUUAAAAUUACGGCGUUGAUUACUAAACUUCCACCGUAUACUUUUUAUAUGUGUUUUUUGUUGAAUAAAAUUUUAAUGCCAAAAUCACUCACAAACAUCGAAGAGUUCUGUUUUGCAAAGUGCUUUUCACUUUUUAGUGUUGAACUUCCAAAACAUUUAAAUACACUUGGAAAAGGAUGUUUUUCUGAUUGCAUAAAUCUGAAAAGUGUGAAUAUACCAGAAACUGUAAAUGUUAUAGAAGUGUCUACAUUCGAUGGAUGUGAAACUUUGAGUAUUGUGACAUUGCCUCUUAAUAUCGUAGAAAUUCCAAAUAAAUGUUUUAAAAAUUGUUAUUCAUUAAAAGAAAUUAACUUGAGUCAUGUGAAAGUGAUCCAAAAGAAAUGUUUCGAAAAUUGUUAUUCUAUACAAAACUUAAAUCUAGAAAAUUGCGAAUUUAUUGGUGAAAAGGCUUUUAGUAAUUGUAAAGAACUUGUUUUGAUUCUUGACAACAAGAAACAUACUAUUGGUGAUUAUUGCUUUGAAAAUUGUAAAAAAAUCACCAUUUUAAACACAAUUUUACAGUCAAACGACGACAAAACGUGUCAAGAAAAAAGUGAUAUUAGAAAAGAAGAAAAAAUUAUAAUAAAACAUAAUAAGUUUGAUGAUGAAGAACUUUUACUAUAA
Messenger RNA from Entamoeba invadens IP1, 3036 nucleotides. RefSeq lists its product as hypothetical. The record is from RefSeq and is a predicted model, not a curated record. The coding region runs from base 1 to 3036 and encodes 1011 amino acids. The transcript is spliced from 2 exons. Lineage: Eukaryota; Evosea; Mastigamoebida; Endamoebidae.